This is a messenger RNA of Durotheca rogersii, 459 nucleotides long. RefSeq lists its product as uncharacterized. NCBI's taxonomy places the organism in Eukaryota, Fungi, Ascomycota, Sordariomycetes, Xylariales, Xylariaceae. The record is from RefSeq and is a predicted model, not a curated record. The transcript has a single exon. The coding region runs from base 1 to 459 and encodes 152 amino acids.
AUGGCUUCGACCGGAGUAGACGAACAUAAGCUAUUGGAAUUUGGCCCGUUGACGAUUUCCACCCAACGCCUUUCUCCCGCGCACGAGAGGAACCUGGAAACGAGCCGCCAUAAUUCUAGCACAUCGACACCGUGCUCAGUAUCAGCCCCCAAUGGAUUUGACACCGACGCCGAGGCCAUGAUGCCGAUUAGAUCCUCCGACCACCUGAACAAAACAACCACCGCAACCAUCCCCCAGCCGGAUUGCACUGUUUGGCCCGGACAAGAGCAUUGGCGACAGAAAGCACGAGCAGCCAAAAUCAACAACAGGUCCUGUCAGUGCAUGGCUCGCCUCAGCAACCGAAACAGAAUAAUUGUCAAGGUACUGAUCGUGGCUCUAAUCGUUGGGGCAGCGGUCGGCGUCGGCUUCGGCAUCAGUAAACCCCUCGGCGCGGGCAUAUGGCAACCUAACAACCAUUGA